AUGACGGACGCGGCUUUAGCGCCCCUCGGACCUGAAGAUCGGGAUCUUUUUAAGCUUUUCAUUGCGUCUUUGCAAGAGGCCUAUGGCGAUUUGUACCGCGACCCUCUCCGAACUCGCUUCAAUGCCGAGGAGCAGGCUCACAACUCUCGCUUUGUCGAUCAAGUCGAUGACCUCUUGGAACGUUUGGAGCGGAAAGUCGCCGGACCCUUGUUCGACGUGUGGCUUUAUUGGAUUCGUGUGAUUGAUGAACUGGAGGAAUCUCGGGUUCUCUCCCGCAGGAAGCGAAGAAUUCUGGUUGAAGAACGAUUGGACACUCUUUCCGACACCACUCCCGCCGCUCUGCCAUCAAACCCCGACGGCGAAGCUUUGGACUGCACGGUUUGCAUUGAUGAGCUCUCCAACCCUGAAAAAAGUCUUAUUCAGCUUCCAUGUCAUCCUUCCCACCUUUUCCACCGCGACUGCAUUCAGAAAUGGCUAGAAGGACACUUGGGCUGCCCCAUCUGCCGAGUUGAAGUUGAACUACCGCCAUGGGAAUAUCCCUGCUGA
Messenger RNA from Puccinia graminis f. sp. tritici CRL 75-36-700-3, 546 nucleotides. RefSeq lists its product as uncharacterized. Gene Ontology annotation, cellular component: cytoplasm. Gene Ontology annotation, biological process: ubiquitin-dependent protein catabolic process. NCBI's taxonomy places the organism in Eukaryota, Fungi, Basidiomycota, Pucciniomycetes, Pucciniales, Pucciniaceae. The transcript is spliced from 2 exons. The record is from RefSeq and is a predicted model, not a curated record. Gene Ontology annotation, molecular function: ubiquitin protein ligase activity. Bases 1 to 546 code for a protein of 181 amino acids.